AUGGGUCAUCCAUACCAUUCCUCGGUUCAGACUGACGAGGAUGAUCAGGAUGCGCUAUUGGUCGCAUGCUUCUUUCUCGCACAUCUUGACCUAGCCUUGGCUCGUUCAAAUCGACUGAGGAAUACCAUUCGUUUUGUUGCUUCGGUAUUACAGACCCCAGGUUACAAGGAUAAACUGACCGGUGUACAAGCGAGAGUAAUAUCAUGGGUUAGUAACUCCAUGACCGAUCCACUUCUAGAGCUCAUACUUCGGCUUUCGUUCGCGUUACAUAUGAUCACAAAAACAAAGGGAUCUUCUCCGAGCAGCCACGCGGUGAAAAAUAUUCGGAGAAAGUUGGAUUCAUAUCGAAUAUCUAUCGACCAGGAUGGUAAUUCUGGUCGACAUGAAGGACGGAAUCGAUGUACAUACCUGGUUCUCCGCGAACUUUAUCACAGUGCUGAGAUUUCCUACUCUCGAUGUCUCAUUUCGAAUGACGUGCGACAUGCGGCAGAUGCGCACGCCAAGGAGAUCAUUCGAAUAUCUCAACAGCUCAAGACCCUACGACCAGAGGGCUCGAAGACGACACCUCCGCCUACCAAGCUCUGGCCGUUGCCGCUCGUAAUGGUCGCGAUCGAAGUUGAGGAUCUGAUCUAUCGAGAAUGGGCUAUACAGAUGCUGGAGGGCUACGAAACCGUUGGUAGCGAUCAUUAUGUGUGGUGUAGACGCUUUGUUGAGGCUAUGUGUGAGAAGGAAGAUCGGGCCUCUCGGCGUCUCGACUGGGGUUCAGUUUUGGUAGAAAUCAAAGACGGGCUAUUCAUAUAG
Molecule: messenger RNA, 801 nt
Organism: Aspergillus affinis
Lineage: Eukaryota; Fungi; Ascomycota; Eurotiomycetes; Eurotiales; Aspergillaceae
Exons: 1
Coding region: 1-801 (266 amino acids)
Source: RefSeq, a predicted model, not a curated record